UUUUGUUUUGGUUUUGGUUUUGCUCAGAACUGAGCAGCUCAGUUCUGAGGCCACCGUCCCAACACGUUGAUUUUGUAAUUUUCCAAGAACGGAAUAGAAGGGAACAGAAACGAAGAGAAAAGACGAGGAGAAGAGUAACGUAGAUAAAAAGGAAACAAAGAGAAAGGCCAACAACUCCCGCAUUCACCUGAUAAACCCUUCCUUUUUCAAAGCAGCUGCUGGAGACGCCGUCGUUUCAACGCCGGUGCCUCCGACCGUUCCAGGGCCAAUAUGUCUCCCAACUGCAAAUUCUCUCUUCCCGUCUUUGUUGUCGCCUCCGCAAUCACUUACAUUUACUUCUCCACCGUCUUCAUUUUCAUUGACAUGUGGUUCGGUCUCACGACGUCUCCGGGAAUCUUGAACGCUAUCGCUUUCACGGCUGUGGCGUUCAUGUGCGUCCUCAACUACGUCAUCGCCAUCCUCACCGAUCCCGGUCGGGUUCCCGCCACAUUCAUGCCUGACAUUGAGGAUUCCCAGAGUCCGAUUCACGAGAUCAAGCGUAAGGGUGGAGAUCUGAGAUACUGCCAGAAGUGUGCCCACUAUAAACCUGCCCGUGCACACCAUUGUCGUGUUUGCAGAAGAUGUGUUUUGCGAAUGGACCAUCAUUGCAUCUGGAUAAAUAAUUGUGUGGGACAUGCAAACUAUAAGGCCUUCUUCAUCUUCGUUUUAUAUGCUGUACUUGGGAGCAUCUAUUCUCUGGUCCUGCUUGUGGGUAGUAUUUAUAAUGACGCUGAGAAGGAUGAAGAACAAAGCAGAGGCUCAUUCAGAAAUGCAUAUGUCAUUUCUGGACUGUUGCUAGUCCCAUUAUCUGUGGCACUGAUGGUUCUUUUAGGUUGGCAUAUCUAUCUCAUUUUGCAAAACAAGACAACAAUUGAGUACCAUGAAGGUGUCAGAGCUUUGUAUCUUGCAGAGAAAGGAGGGAAUGUCUCUAAAAAUUUUUAUGAUCUUGGUGCCUAUGAAAAUCUGACAUCAGUGUUGGGUCCAAGCAUCUUCAGCUGGGUAUGCCCUACAUCAAAGCACAUUGGUUCUGGUCUUCGCUUCCCCUACAACCUUUGAUAGAGCAGCUGGUGCAUCAAUGGUGAUAUGAAGUUCAAGGUUGCUUUGUUAUGGCAUUGCAUUGGCAAUAUCAAUAUGUUAACUGUGACUAUGAAUGGAUGAUUGAAUGCUGAUCAUGUGCUUAUCACCAGUGGUGCCAUUUCAAGUUACCCAGCUUGUAGUCUGCACUACUUUAGUAGUGGUUCCUUUAGAUGAAAAGUUUCCUAGCUUUUACCCAGUUACCCCUCCUGCGGUAGCCAAAAUCAAGAAGUUCCAAAGCUAUAGAUUGGCUUUGAUGGGAGGAAUUGAAUACUAAGAGGGUUAUUGUCAAUAGCCAAAACUGACUAGUUGUUAGAGCAUUUAGACAUAGGACAGGUGCUUUUGUGGUUGUUUUGGAUGAUGUAGAGCUUACAGCCAUUUUCUUCAUUUGUUACCUUGUGUACAAAGAGGGAAUCACAAAUCCCAGCUCACCAACCAAAAACUGUAGUCGAAGAGAUGAUCAGCGUCCGGUUUUCAUGUAACAAUUUGUGUAGCCCUUGUAAACUUUGAGAGAAUCAAAAUGAUAUUAUGCUUCUUGUCAA
Molecule: messenger RNA, 1655 nt
Organism: Vitis riparia (riverbank grape)
Lineage: Eukaryota; Viridiplantae; Streptophyta; Magnoliopsida; Vitales; Vitaceae
Product: probable protein S-acyltransferase 16
Exons: 7
Coding region: 271-1095 (274 amino acids)
Molecular function (GO): palmitoyltransferase activity
Source: RefSeq, a predicted model, not a curated record